GGAGCCCAGCGGCCGCUUCCCAGCGCCGCAGAGCCGAGCAGCAGCGCGCCGGGCCAGCCCCGGCCCCACCAAUGCCCAGGCCUCUGUGAGGCACAGCACACGGCGGAGAUGGCUGGGACACGGGCCUUCUCUGAAGGGAAGAUUGCCGGCCUCUACGAUCUGGAGCGCACCCUGGGCAAGGGCCACUUUGCGGUGGUGAAGCUGGCACGGCACGUCUUCACGGGCGAGCGGGUGGCCGUCAAAGUGAUCGACAAGACCAAGCUGGAUGGCGGGGCGGCAGCCCAGCUCCUGCAGGAAGUGCGCUGCAUGAAGCUGGUCCAGCACCCCAAUGUGGUGCGCCUCUACGAGGUCAUCGACACCCACUCCAAGCUCUACCUCAUCCUGGAGCUGGGCGACGGCGGGGACAUGUUUGACCACAUCAUGCAGCACGAAGGGGGCCUUGGAGAGGAGCGGGCCAAGCACUACUUUGCCCAGAUCGUCCACGCCAUCUCCUACUGCCACCACCUCCAUGUGGUCCACCGCGACCUCAAGCCCGAGAAUGUGGUCUUCUUCCAAGAACAGGGGGUGGUCAAGCUGACGGAUUUUGGCUUCAGCAACUGCUUCCAGCCAGGCACCAUGCUCACCACCAGCUGCGGCUCCUUGGCCUACUCAGCCCCCGAAAUCCUGCUGGGGGAUGAAUACGAUGCUCCCGCAGUUGACGUAUGGAGCUUGGGCGUCAUUCUUUACAUGCUGGUGUGCGGGCAGCCGCCGUUCCAGGAGGCCAACGACAGUGAGACCUUGACCAUGAUUCUGGACUGCCGCUACACAAUCCCGUCUCACGUCUCCUCACCGUGUGCAGACCUGAUCUCCCAGAUGCUCCAGCGGAACCCACAGCAGAGGGCCUCCUUGGAACAGAUCGAAAACCACCCGUGGCUGCAGGGCGUGGACCCCUCCCCUGCCAGUCGCUACCUGUUGCCUCUGACGUCGCACAAGCGGGUCUCCGAAGAGGAGCACGGCAUCAUCAUCCAGGCCAUGAUGUGUGGCAACAUUGCAGACCGGGAAACCAUCCAAGAAGCGCUGGAAGCUAACCAUUACAACCAUGUUACUGCCACCUACUUCCUGCUGGCUGAAAGGAUCCUGCGAGAGAAACAGGAGAAGCAGAGCCCAAGCCCCAGUCCCAGCCUGGUCUACAACCUGGCCCAGCACGUCCAGAGCAGAAGCGCCUUCAGCGCUGUGAGCGAUCCCAGCCACCCUGCCAUUUUGGUGGACGAAUGCCCUCAGCCUCUGCCUGUGACCAAGAGUGCUUUGGAGAACUAUUCCGGGAAGUCCGUCCUUUCCUUCUCAGCUCUGGGUGAAAGCGAGUCCCCUUCUAGCCUCCAUGGUUGCGGGCAGCCCAUCAGAGCUCUCAUCCGGCCCUCCCUUAUCGAGACACCCAUCGCCAAGAGCACUCCGGCCUUGCAGCAGAUUUCAGAAGAGGAGGAGGAAGAGGAGGAAGAAGAGGAGGGGAAGCCCGGCCUCUUCCGAAGGAGAACCUCCUCUUUGAACCAAGAGCAAAUGAGCGAUUUCCAGAGCGCCAAGGCUUCCCUUUUGUUCUGUCGGAGCCUUGCAGCCCACAGCAAAAUAGCGAAAGCGCCUGCCGCUGGGUUCGCCAAGCCUCGCUCCCUCAAUCAGUUGCAUGAGUCUAGCCCGAACCAGGCAGCUCUGCAGAAGCCUCUGUCCCUAAAAGACCAGCAAGGCUUUUGUCAAGAGCUCCCAAACCAAGCCGUGCAGAUGGACGGUACCAGCAGCUCCAAGCCUCAAGGGGAGAAAAUGGCCCAUGACGUGGCCCCAGAAGGAAACGCCAAAGAUAAGCCUUCGGUGGGCAGCAAGGAGGGCCCUAAGCAGGGGGGCAGUGGUGAGGCAAUCGUGAGUCCCGACGCAGCGGGACGACACAUAGGGACGGAGGACAAUAACAAUACUCCCCCAGUGGGACGUGGCCGUGCUGGAGACAAGCUCCUGAAGAAAGAGGCUGGGAUCCACGUUCCCCAGAAGAACGAGGCUGUCCCUCAAGGCAGAGUUGGCCAGGGGAACACAGCCUUGGACCCGGGAGACAAGUCCCGAAAGCCGGACGGGAGCCUCGAGAUGGGACCACCCAGUAGGCCGAAGCACUUAAGUGACAGCCAAGGGAACGGCAGCCCCGGCGGCAGCGAGAGCUUGGCAGACAACAUUAUCAAGCUGGACCCCGCGAAGGGCAAGAGUGCCAACCUGAAGGACCGGAUCCUACAGUUCCCUCUCUGCGAGAAGGCCCUGGCCUUCCGGAUGCGGCCUGCCUCGAAGGAGAGCCUCCUCUCGCUGGGACAGUUCAACUGCUGCCACGUCAUCUAGGACCCACGUUACAUUUGCACGAGAGAAAUAGACUGUAGUGAUGAGGGUGAUGACGAAGGCACAGGCCAGAGGCAAAAUGUCGGCUCCGUUCCCAUGAUCCUCUGCUCCCCCGUGAAUGGCUGCUGGCAGGAUGGACUGCGUGAGAAAGCAUUCGGACGCUAGUUCCACUGUAUCCGCUUGAAAGGGAUCGAAGGAACCCAGUGGCUGUCCUCUCUCUUCCCUCCACUCCUGGCUGAUUCUCUCCAGCCUCAGCAGAGCCUCCCAAUGCAUGCUGGGCCUCAGUCCCCUCGAGAGGAGCCUCCACCGUCACGUGUUGCGUUUCGGCGUCCCGUGAUUGAGAAGCCAGGUGCUUGCUCUGAUUCAGCCAAGUGCAACUGGAGAGGGGUUGAUGGUUGGUUGGCCUCAGUUCAGGGGUCCUCAAAGCCAAAUUUGGGCUACUGGAGGCCAAGGGUGUGUCCUCUCAGAGCCAACACCUAGGAGUCGGGCAUACAGCUCCCUGAUCCUGGAAUGCCCAUCCACAGAAGCACUUGGGGAAGAAUCCCGUGGUGCCCUGUGGCAGUAACUUUUUUUUUGCUUGCCCAAAGGGCCGGGCCCUCUUUCUGCCCUUUAAUGCCCCCCUCCCCAAUAACUCUGUGUGGUAACUUAACUCAGAAACGGUCAGUCCUGCAGCUUGGGUGUCUGGGAAUUUACUUGUUGUAAGCAAGCCAGAGGGCUCUUUUUGCUGCACAAAAGUCCAGGCAGACAGAAGUCAAGGAGCCGCCUGUUCUAGCCCCACGACAGAACUCGAGUUUUCCUAUCUUUUGCCUGCAGGCCCCAGACUCGCUGUGCCUGUUGCGGCCCCCCAGAUCCUUGCAAUGAUUUUUUUAAAAACAAUUUUUACUUUUCUUAAGAUCAUAAUUAAAGAUGCUUGCAAUGAUAGCUGAACUCACCCCUGCUCCUUGCUGUCAAGGAAAGACCAAAGUAGUCUGUCAGGAGCUGUGUCCAGUUCUCCCAUAACAGCCUUGAUGGCAGUAUCUGUAUUGCAGCGCACUGAGAGUGGACACUAGAGCACAUCCUGGGUCGGUCACGGUGCCCUUUUUCAGUUCCCCAGGAUUCCUGGCUGCCUUUUAUCCCACGCAUGGGCAAAGAGCCUCCUCAGACAAACGUAUCCACCCCCAUUUGCAUGUAAAGCACAUGGCACGGGAUCUAAUGUUAACAUCAGUAAAAGGUGUGCAAGCGAGGGGAGCCAAACCCUGCCUCCCCUCACCACUCUCCAUUGCCCGGGCGCUUGACUCCUAGCCCAGCUCAUGUGUGGGACUCAGGGCCAAGCUAGAUGUGCAGGUUUUUAAAGAGUUGGGUCUGGGUUUCCCCAGGGCCAGCGCCACCAUUGAGGUGGUGA
Molecule: messenger RNA, 3721 nt
Organism: Eublepharis macularius
Lineage: Eukaryota; Metazoa; Chordata; Lepidosauria; Squamata; Eublepharidae
Product: SNF-related serine/threonine-protein kinase-like
Exons: 6
Coding region: 109-2343 (744 amino acids)
Biological process (GO): protein phosphorylation; microtubule cytoskeleton organization; intracellular signal transduction
Cellular component (GO): cytoplasm
Molecular function (GO): ATP binding; protein serine/threonine kinase activity; tau-protein kinase activity
Source: RefSeq, a predicted model, not a curated record